Carassius auratus (goldfish) is the source of this 8136-nucleotide messenger RNA. RefSeq names its product kinesin family member 1Ab (gene kif1ab). NCBI's taxonomy places the organism in Eukaryota, Metazoa, Chordata, Actinopteri, Cypriniformes, Cyprinidae. Gene Ontology annotation, biological process: microtubule-based movement. The record is from RefSeq and is a predicted model, not a curated record. Gene Ontology annotation, molecular function: microtubule binding; microtubule motor activity; ATP binding. The transcript has 49 exons. The coding region runs from base 392 to 5755 and encodes 1787 amino acids.
AUAAGAGCCAUUUUGUGUUAGACUGAAGAAACACUGUCUGUCAGCGCAUCCCCACAUCCAUUAACCCCUCCCUCAGCUUCCUGACGCACCACUGCGUACCAGGCCCUGCAAAACCAGACUCCCUCAGUCUGAUGGUCUUGCCAGGGGGGGCUCCACCUGCAUUGUUGGUGCUGAGCUAGGGAGAGGCUCAGAGUCUAUAGGAAAAAAAUAAAACAACUGGGUGAGGAAGAAGACGGCGGAUGGAAGCAGACUUGAUGGAAUAACCCACUGCUGUCCGCAAUCUCAACAGGAUAUUGCCAUCAGGAAUCAAGUGGCAGUCGGCCUCUGAUUCCUGGCUGGGCUUCGUCCCAUCAGAUCCUGUGCAGUAGCAGAUCCCCAGCACUCAGACACCAUGGCAGGUGCCUCGGUGAAAGUAGCCGUGAGGGUCCGUCCCUUCAAUUCACGAGAGAUGGGAAAAGAGAGCAAGUGUAUCAUCCAGAUGUCAGGCAACACUACCACAAUUAUAAACCCAAAACAGCCAAAGGAGAGCAAGAGCUUCAACUUUGACUAUUCGUAUUGGUCACAUACAACGCCAGAAGAUGUGAACUAUGCAUGCCAAAAGCAGGUUUAUAAAGACAUAGGGGAGGAAAUGCUUCUGCAUGCUUUUGAGGGAUACAACGUCUGUAUCUUUGCCUAUGGGCAAACUGGGGCCGGAAAAUCAUAUACAAUGAUGGGCAGGCAAGAGAAAGACCAAGAAGGCAUCAUCCCAUUGCUAUGUGAGGACCUGUUUACCAAGAUCAGUGACAAUAAUGACAACACCAUGUCAUACUCGGUUGAGGUCAGUUACAUGGAGAUCUACUGUGAGCGUGUGCGGGACCUUCUGAACCCAAAGAACAAAGGGAAUCUGCGUGUGCGAGAGCAUCCUCUGAUGGGACCAUAUGUAGAGGACCUAUCAAAACUGGCCGUUACUUCCUACAAUGACAUACAGGACCUGAUGGACUCUGGAAACAAAGCAAGGACUGUGGCGGCCACUAACAUGAAUGAAACCAGCAGCCGUUCUCAUGCUGUGUUCAACAUCAUCUUCACACAGAAACGACAUGAUGGUGACACAGAAAACACAUCUGAAAAGGUCAGCAAAAUCAGCUUGGUAGACUUGGCAGGCAGUGAGAGGGCUGAUUCGACUGGAGCUAAAGGCACUAGACUCAAGGAAGGAGCCAAUAUCAACAAAUCUUUAACAACACUAGGCAAAGUUAUCUCUGCGCUAGCUGAAGUGGACUCUGCACCAAACAAGAACAAGAAGAAGAAGAAAGUUGAGAGCUUUAUUCCAUACAGAGAUUCAGUUCUGACAUGGCUUCUGAGAGAAAACCUCGGAGGAAAUUCGCGCACAGCUAUGGUAGCAGCUCUGAGCCCCGCUGAUAUUAACUAUGAUGAGACACUCAGCACGCUCAGGUAUGCUGACCGAGCCAAGCAGAUCCGCUGCAACGCCGUCAUCAACGAAGACCCCAACAACCGCCUGGUGCGUGAGCUGAAGGACGAGGUGGCACGUCUGAAGGAUCUGCUUUAUGCUCAGGGUCUUGGAGACAUCAUUGAGACAUAUCCGGCACAGGCUCCUGGAAUAUCUGCUCUCAAAUUGACCAAUGCCAUGACAGGGAUGAGCCCCUCGCCCUCUCUCUCUGUCCUGUCCAGCCGAGCUGGCUCCAUCAGCAGCCUGCAUGACCGGAUCAUGUUCAGCCCGGGAAGCGAGGAAGCCAUUGAGAGGCUGAAGGAAACUGAGAAGAUAAUUGCAGAACUCAAUGAAACUUGGGAAGAGAAGCUUCGUCGUACUGAGGCCAUUAGAAUGGAAAGGGAGGCACUUCUGGCUGAAAUGGGUGUGGCGAUGAGGGAAGAUGGAGGAACCGUUGGAGUCUUUUCACCAAAGAAGACACCUCACCUGGUCAACCUCAAUGAAGAUCCACUGAUGUCCGAAUGCUUGUUGUACUACAUUAAAGAUGGAAUCACCAAGGUCGGCCGCGAUGAUGCCAGCAGUCGGCAGGACAUUGUCCUGAGCGGCCACUUCAUUAAAGACGAACACUGUAUCUUCACAAGUACUACAAAUGCAUCGGGAGAGGGUACAGUGAUUCUGGAGCCCUGUGAGGAAGCAGAGACUUACGUCAAUGGGAAGAGAGUGACAGAGCCCACUAUUCUCAGAUCUGGUAACCGUAUCAUUAUGGGCAAAAGCCAUGUGUUCCGUUUCAAUGACCCUGAGCAAGCACGGCAAGAGAGGGAGAGGACCCCAUGUGCAGAAACACCUAUCGAGCCAGUGGACUGGGCCUUUGCCCAAAGAGAACUACUGGAAAAACAAGGCAUUGAUAUGAAACAAGAGAUGGAGCAGAGGUUACAGGAGCUGGAGGACCAGUACCGCAAGGAGAGAGAAGAAGCAAGCAACCUUCUGGAACAGCAGAGACUGGAUUAUGAGAGUAAGCUGGAAGCCCUCCAGAGGCAGGUCGACUCCAGAUAUUACCCAGAAACCACAGAGGAAGAGGAGGAACCAGAAGAGGAAGUGCCGUGGACGAAGCAGGAGACAGAACUGGCCCUCUGGGCUUUCCGGAAAUGGCGAUUCUAUCAGUUCACCUCUCUCAGAGACCUGCUCUGGGGAAAUGCAAUUUUCCUCAAGGAGGCUAAUGCCAUUAGUGUGGAGCUAAAGAAAAAGGUUCAGUUUCAGUUUGUGCUACUAACAGACACACUGUACUCCCCACUGCCUCCUGACCUCCUGCCCCCCAGCAUAGCCCAAGACAGGGAGAAAAGGCUGUUCCCUCGUACCAUCGUAGCAGUAGAGGUUCAGGACCAGAAAAAUGGUGCCACACACUACUGGACCCUGGACAAACUCAGACAAAGACUGGAUUUGAUGAGAGAAAUGUAUGACCGAGCAGCAGAGGUGCCCAGUACUGCAGUCGAGGACUGUGAUCAUAUGAUGUCCGGUGGUGACCCUUUCUAUGACCGUUUUCCAUGGUUCCGUCUGGUUGGUCGCACUCCCAUUUUCAACACGUGCAUGAGCGAGCGCAUGAGUGACCUUACCCUCUCCCCCACCCUCUCCGACCCCGACUCUGACAUAACCGAGCUCGCCGAUGAGCGGCAUUAUGGGAAAGUCGAGGAUGAGUUGGAUGACCUGGACGAUGAGAUCUUUAUGGAGGACCCUGGCUCAGAGCUUGGGAGAGAGGAGGAGGAGGAGGAGGAGGAUGGUGUAGGGGAGCACUGCCCAGGUGUCAGCGAUGGCCAGGACCCCUUUUACGACCGCUGGCCUCUGUUCAGUUUAGUGGGAAGGGCAUUUGUGUAUCUGAGUAAUCUGCUGUACCCUGUGCCAUUAGUGCACCGUGUGGCUAUUGUAAGUGAGAAAGGCGAGGUCAAGGGGUUCCUCCGCGUGGCAGUACAAGCCAUAUCAGCUGAUGAAGAGGCUCCAGAUUAUGGCUCAGGUGUGAGACAAUCAGGAACUGCCAAGAUCUCAUUUGAGGAUCAACAGUUUGAGAAGUUCCAGACAGAAACAUGCACCGGUGGGAUGUCUCACACAAACACAUUUCAAGAGGAGCUGCGCAUUGUAGAAGGAGAAGGACAAAACUCAGAGCUGAGCCUCAGUGCUGAUGAGGUCAACAACAACACCUGUGCAGCCUCUCCCGAUGUUCCUAACAGUCCUCUGAAGGGUGGUCUGGAAUGUCCUCUUGAUGUGACCCAGGAAAAAUCUCUCCAGCAUUUGAAAAUUGGCAGCAAUUUCACCUUCAGGGUCACAGUGCUUCAGGCCUCUAGCAUCUCUGCUGAGUAUGCAGAUAUCUUCUGCCAAUUCAACUUUAUUCACAGGCAUGAUGAGGCAUUUUCCACUGAGCCAUUAAAGAAUACCGGCCGAGGGCCUCCACUGGGAUUCUACCAUGUACAAAAUAUAACCGUGGAGGUCACCAAGUCUUUCGUGGAAUACAUCAAAAGUCAGCCAAUCGUUUUUGAGGUGUUCGGCCACUACCAGAAGCAGCCUUUCCCUCCGCUCUGUAAAGACUUAAUUAGUUCAUUACGCCCAACAAGAAGGCAGUUCCCUAGAGUUAUGCCUUUGUCAAAGCCAGUGCCUGCCACUAAACUGAAUACGCUGACACGCUCAACCGCUGGCCCCUGUCACUGCAAAUAUGACCUUAUGGCAUUCUUUGAGAUCUGUGAACUGGAGGCCAAUGGAGACUACAUCCCAGCUGUUGUUGAUCACAGGGGUGGAAUGCCCUGCCACGGUGCAUUCCUGUUGCACCAGGGCAUCCAAAGAAGAAUUACAGUGACUAUUGCCCAUGAAACUGGCAAUGAUAUUGAGUGGAAGGAGGUUAAAGAGCUCGUCAUAGGGCGUAUCCGUAACACACCCGAGGCAGAUGAAACUAUCAUCGACCCCAACAUCCUGUCCCUCAACAUCCUGUCUUCAGGCUACAUACGACCAUCUUAUGAUGACAGAGUGUCAUUGGGAAUUGACCAUAGGACAUUUUACCGCUUUGAGGCCGCAUGGGACAGCUCCAUGCACAACUCCCUCCUGCUGAAUCGUGUCACUCCAUAUGGAGAGAAAAUUUACAUCACCCUCUCUGCCUAUCUUGAGAUGGAGAACUGCACUCAGCCCACUGUCAUCACUAAGGACUUUUGCAUGGUGUUCUACUCAAGAGAUGCUAAACUUCCUGCAUCACGUUCCAUUCGAAACCUUUUCAGCACUGGUGCCUUUAGGCCCUCUGAGAGUAACCGUGUGACUGGAGUGUAUGAAUUAAGCCUUUGCCAUUUGGCUGACAUUGGCAGUCCUGGUAUGCAAAGGAGGCGCAGACGGGUGCUGGACACCUCAGUGGCGUAUGUGCGUGGAGAGGAGAACCUUGCGGGUUGGAGGCCUCGCAGCGACAGUCUCAUCCUGGACCACCAGUGGGAGCUGGAGAAACUUAGCCUUCUACAAGAGGUGGAGAAGACCAGGCAUUACCUUCUGCUGAGAGAGAAGCUGGAAGCAUCUCUGCUGCUGGGACAGGACUCUUUCUGUGGCAAAGACCUGAUGGACUCACCUAAGGCCUCCAGCCCCAUGAUCAACCCAGUAGUCAGUCUGGGUCUGGACAGUCCCAACGAAAGGCAAAGGGAGCUGGCUGCCAAGUGUGUGCGACUGCUCAUGCACACCUUUAACAGGCAGUACAGCCAGGUGAGCAGCAGUCUUAGUGAGAGCAAGUUGUCAGAGAUGUCUGCAUCACUUUUAAGAGAGAGUUCUUCUUCUGCUCUGAGCACUUUAACACCCUCCUCCACCUGCCCGUCACUGGUGGAUGGUCACUAUGGCAGUCCAGACCUCAGAGGUGCUGAAGCAAACUCUGGUGCUUCUAGCCCUGAUCUGGACCCCUUCAGCCCUAUAGAGAGAAAACCCAGGAGCUGCACCUUCAUCCCGAACAUCCAGGAGAUUCGCAUAAGCCCCAUUGUGUCAAAGAAAGGCUAUCUACACUUUCUCGAGCCACACACCAAUGGCUGGGUGAAGCGGUACAUUGUGGUGCGGCGGCCAUAUGUUUUCCUGUACCGCAGUGAGAAAGACUGCGUGGAGAGAGCCGUCAUCAACCUGUCCUCUGCUCAGGUGGAGUACAGUGAAGAUCAGCAAGUCAUGUUGAGGGCUCCUAACACUUUUGCAGUGUGCACUGAGCACCGCAACAUUCUCCUCCAAGCAGCCAAUGACAAAGAAAUGCACGACUGGCUAUACGCAUUCAACCCACUUCUGGCAGGAACUAUCAGGUCUAAGCUUUCCAGGAGAAAAUCAGGACCGAUGAGGAUGUGAAAGAGUUUUUUUCUCUGGCUGAAACAACAAACAGAUAGCUAACAGGCCGUUGUGAUGUAAUUAGGUCAUGUGAUCAUAAGUGCCCUAUCCCCAUGUCAUCACAGCUGCCUCUUGCCUGCCCAUCCCAGCAUUCCCCACUGUCUGUCCAUGCCAACAAUAGACUGUGGGCCUGGCUUCACAGAGUAUGUGUGUUUAUGUGUGCGUGUCAGCCAUAUUUAGUGUAAAUUUACAACACUGAAAUAUAUUCAGCAUUUCCCGCUAACAUAGCUACAAGCUAGAAUGGCAAAACAGCAUCUUAGACACGGCCCUACUCUUAGUUCAUUUGUAAAUGCAACUCAAUGCUCUGUUUGUGUAUGUGCUUCUGCAGAGUAGAUGUUAAGUGCUUUUACCUGGGCUUCAGUAGUUGCCUCUUGGUUUUGAUCAGUCAUGAUCAUUGUGCUUCUUGAAGGAAUGCAGAGCUUAUUUUGAGGUCACCUUUUAUGCAGUGGACGACAGAAGAUUGCAAUGGAUUUUAGACUAAAAUAUAGGUAAAUGUCCAUUAUUCUGACAAAAAUCAGCAUUGGAAAAUUACAAAGCGUCUACCAUACUGAAGUUUUUGUGUUUUUUAUUUUACUCUGUAAUGUCUUUUUUUACAUUACAUCUUUACGUUUACUUAUUUAUUAAGCAUUGUAUGUUUUAUAAACAUAGUUUUUUAAGAAGUCAUUAUUUGUAGUGUGCUACAAAAUAAUUUUUCACCUUGCACUUUUGAUGAUGAGCUUUAUUUACCAGGUUCAUUUUGGUUAAUUUGCACAAGAGCUCUGCUGCUAAGAGAAUACGCUUCUUUAAUCUUUUUUUAUUUACAACUUUUCAUUAUUUGUGCACAAAAUUGGAGAGCUGUAAUGCAAAAUUACACUAAACGCAAAUACAUCACAUUAUUUCGGUUACAUCACAUAUUUCAAAUAACAUUAUGCACAACAUUUCUGUAGCUUAAUUGCAUCAUUGUUCCUCAUUUGUAACUGCUACGUUCAGCUCAUCCCAGCCUUACAUGUUAUAAUAUAUUGAAUAUCUGUAUUUAGACCUCUUACACAGUGCUUUCUAGUGAAGCAGCAAUAAGAUCAAGUCUUGUAAGAGAAGAUCCAGUUUUAGUGUUCCAAUAUGUAACACAACGUCUUAUAGCUUUUACCAAAUGUUUCAUGAUCACCAAUAUUGUAAUUUUUAUUUAGCUUAGCUAAACGGUUCAUUAUUUUGUUAGAUGUAUUAGUUAUAAUAAGCAUAUACACAUACACCUGGUUUUUGCUCCUCCCUUUGCCUUGAAACUAUGAAGACAGCAUAUACUAAGCAUAGGAAACUGUCAUUACAGUUACAUCUUAAGAGGUAUUACCCAAGGCCGUGUAUUAAUCUCUUUUUUGGCUUGGUUUAAGCUCAUGCUAUUGGUCAGUCAGCCAUUUAGCAUUCUGCUCAUGUUGCUGUUACAGUUAUUAUGAAAGAGGAUUGAUAUUUUGUGCCAUGGGCCAGCCAACCCAAAGAGCACAAUCGUAGCAGCAACAUGUAGUUGUGAACGUAGCCGAAAGAGUACAGCAGUACUGGUCUUUACCUCUCAAAAUGGUUUCUUCAUUAGCAGCUGUAUAAGUAUGCCUUGAUAGACUCUUACAUGGAAUAUGGAUCUGAAAUGUAAAUUAGAGACGGAUGCUUUGGUUUUGGACAAUAUUGACAGUCAUACAGUGCCCUGACGUUUUUUUUAUCCAUUCCUGUCUUUGAUAAUGCUAUAUAUGAUAGCAUGCUGUACAUAUUUAUUCAGCUUUUAAAUUAAGCGUAUCAAAUGUAUCUCAUUUACUUACAUACAGUAUAAGAGUAGCAUUUACAUAAAGAUAAUAUAUUCAUUUGUAUUAUUUGACCAAACUGAAAGAUCACAUUUGACUGAGCAUGUGGUGUUUGCAUUGACAUGGUGCCCUGAAAAACAAAGCAUUCAACUAGACUUUGUCAACAUACAUAUAUAUUGAAGAUAAACAAGAUUUUUAAGGUUUGUAGUUGAUAAAGUGUGUCUCUUUUUCUCUCUUUCACUCUCAAUCAAUCCUUUCUGUUACCACGUCUGUCCGAUCAUCAUUUCAAAUAAACAUGUGUCAUCCAUCCAAAUAUUCAAAAUUAAAAAAAAUGAAGGAACUCAAUAUAAACUAAGUGUACCUACUGUAUUGCAAUUGCUUCAAUAUUUCUGUUGAUUUGCUCUGUAUAUAGACCCAGGUGUGGUCUACCACACUUGGCUGUAACCACUUUAUACCAUAAUGAAUGGGCUGUAGUGUACUCAGUGCUCAAGUUCUUUGAGUGUUGGACCUGUGUCUUCUAAUGUCUGUGGACACUUAACACUUUGUCAGGUGUGAAAUAAAUGUGAAAUAUGCGCAACGUGG